This is a messenger RNA of Microthlaspi erraticum, 513 nucleotides long. NCBI's taxonomy places the organism in Eukaryota, Viridiplantae, Streptophyta, Magnoliopsida, Brassicales, Brassicaceae. The record is from the annotation of a GenBank genome assembly.
AUGGGUGCUUCGUUAUCAGUGUCCGAGAAAUCCAUCCAUCAAUUCACCGUCAAGGAUAGCGCCGGCAAGGAUGUUGACCUAAGCAUUUAUCAAGGGAAGGUUCUCCUCGUCGUCAAUGUCGCUUCUAAAUGCGGUUUCACGGAAACCAAUUACACACAGCUGACGGAACUUUACCAAAACUACAAAGAUCAAGGGUUAGUGAUCUUGGCGUUUCCUUGCAACCAGUUUUUGUUCCAAGAGCCUGGCACUAGCCAAGAGGCUCAUGAGUUUGCUUGUACCCGGUUCAAGGCCGAAUACCCGGUUUUCCAAAAGGUGCGUGUAAAUGGACAAAACGCAGCACCGGUCUACAAAUUCCUCAAGGCAAAGAAACCGACUUUCCUGGGAAGUAGGAUCAAAUGGAACUUCACCAAGUUCUUGGUCGGGAAAGAUGGUCAAGUCAUUGAUCGUUAUGGCCCAACUGUUCCACCGCUAUCCAUCGAGAACGACAUCAAGAAAGCCCUUGGAGAGGCAUGA